CUAGAUCUCACUAUCUCUGGCUGACAGCAGCCGCCACUUCAAGGGUGGCUAUAUAAUCAGGGCUAAUCCCGUAAAUGAGGACUACCGCUCUAACUCCAGGAAGAAAACAAAUUUAAUUCAAAUCACUUGCCGGGGGAUCAGUCAUUUAUGAACAACAUUUCUUCCUAGCGGGUUUUGAUCCCGGCCUCAUACAAUCAAGACUCAUUAAUUCAAGCGAGGCCUCCCAGUGCUGAGUGUUUGUUGACUUGUAGAAUUUAUUGGAGUCACAACUUGUUCCGGGUCCGUCCCUCUAUGUACUAGUGCAUGAGAAACACGGUUCAAUUAACUUUACGCAACAAUCAUCCUAGCAUUCGGCUUUGUGGCAUUUGAGGGGGUACUCUCAGCUUCCGUGUAAAAUCAUCUCAGCUUCUGCAGCUCUGAAACGCAAUUCAAAAGCAGCAGUCCUCACCUCGAACAGUCCGCAGGGAUUAAGGUAAACUUGAAUUUUCCAAGCAAGCUGAUUCUUGUGCUUUAUACACUUCUCAAGCACGCAUAGCGUCUCUCUUCUUCAAUUCUCAUCCAACCGGGGCCUUUUUUUUUCAGAACCGCUCUCCUAAGCAUCACCUGAGCCGCGACACGUCUACCUAUUUCUUAUUUCUUAUUCUUAUUAUCAUAGAAUGAUCUGUCAAAAAUCUCAACCCGUCGCUUCCCACCCUUCCAUGGCGCCCUUCAUUCGUAACACCUUUUCCAUCCCUGCAGGGGUGGAGGGAAAUGAGAGAAUAGUGAUGUGGAGUUAUAUCCCAAAAGCUAUAGCUUACUCCGAUGGAGCCUCGCCUGUGAUAAUCAUGGCAAAUGGUCUGGCUCUCCCGAGGUCCGCCGGACUACCGCACAUCGCGGCACGGUUUGCAGCUGCUGGUUACACGGUUCUGGUGUUUGACUUUCGACAUCUUGGCGAUUCAACUGGCCAACCAAGGCAGCUAGUCUCCCCUGUAACUCAGCUGGAAGACUAUAUAACUGUUAUACGUUUCGUCACCGAUCCAGACACCCAUGCGCAAUUUCUAUCUCCGAAGAUACCUUCUAGUAAAGUUGUUCUGUGGGGUUGGAGUAACUCUGGAGGACAUGUUGCGAAGCUCGCAACCCAAGCGGACAAACUACCGAUUUCCGCUGUAAUUGCCCUCGACCCCUUGUGCGACGGUCGAACAAACUUUCUACAUCACAUGUGGCACAACCCUCUGGGCCUAGCGCGCAUAGGACACUGGGUGCUUGGAGAUUUCUUAUUGUCAAUCUUCCCGGUUCUCAAUAAACAGACGAGUUUUCGAGUGCCAGCGUUUGGUCGGGGUGGUAUUCUGAACUCAACAGAGGCGGAGGAUGGAUUCCGGAUGUUAAGCUCGGACUCAAGAGAAAACGAGGGCGCUCUGCCUGAACUGGGGAAUUGUGGAUUCGGGAAAGGUCCUAGGAUGGUCAAUGAAAUCGCGGCGCGGUAUGGAUUCGAGGUGCUUUCUCAGCGUUGCAAUGGCGCCGAAGUCAAAUGCCCAAUCUUAGUAUCCUGGGCGAAAAAUGACGCCGAUGGUCUGAUCCCCAGCAAAGUCCCCCGGCGCUUUGCUGAGGAUUGUCUUAAAGCCGAGAACUCCCAAGUUUCAAUCGACGUUUACGAGCAUAACGGUGAUCAUUUUGGUCUACAUUUUGGAGGGUCAGGAUUUGAGGCUGGGAUCGAAAAACAGUUGCAAUUCUUGCACAGUGUGUUCGGGUCAUCACACUCGGAAACCAAAGAAUUGAAGUAA
Messenger RNA from Puccinia graminis f. sp. tritici CRL 75-36-700-3, 1760 nucleotides. RefSeq lists its product as uncharacterized. The record is from RefSeq and is a predicted model, not a curated record. NCBI's taxonomy places the organism in Eukaryota, Fungi, Basidiomycota, Pucciniomycetes, Pucciniales, Pucciniaceae. The transcript has 4 exons. Bases 657 to 1760 code for a protein of 367 amino acids.